Messenger RNA from Esox lucius (northern pike), 3037 nucleotides. Its product is annotated as N-lysine methyltransferase KMT5A-A-like. Bases 1694 to 2305 code for a protein of 203 amino acids. The transcript is spliced from 6 exons. The record is from RefSeq and is a predicted model, not a curated record. Gene Ontology annotation, molecular function: protein binding. NCBI's taxonomy places the organism in Eukaryota, Metazoa, Chordata, Actinopteri, Esociformes, Esocidae.
UUCUUGUUUAUAUGGUAUAGGGGGACAUUUGACCUGAAAUCUCACCAGCACUAUGAGGACAUUUUGGUUUAUGAGGACAUUUUCAAUGUCCCCAUAAGUCGGGCACUGUAGAAGUACUUAUUUCAUUGUUAUUAACUAUGUCCUGCUUUUUUAACUCAUGUCCUAAUAUACCAUAAAGACCUGGUUUUGUUGUGUAUCACACACAGCCCAUACUCCCCCUAUGUCUGGUUGUUGGUAGUGCAGCUUGAUACGAUUUUUUUUCAUUGGCUCAUGGGUUGUAUGCAUGUCUGAUCACCGAUUGGCUACUGCUUCUGUCAAUAACGGGGACGAUCGUUGAUUCGCGGUUGCGGCUGUGAGUCACCGCAUUCUGGCGGCAAACUAUCAACUUUCUAUGUCGCGAGCCUAUAGCUAGUGAAACCCCGCCAAGUUAUGCUGAAGUUUAUUUUACCUCAGAAGACAUCACCUGAAAGAAACCGCGACGCGAAGAGGACUUUUCUAAUGGUUAUCUUCACUACUAAAUAGGUAAGUAAUUUUUCUAUUCACACAAUUGAUCAAAUGUAUUAUUUAGUUUACAAUUUUAUAGCUAAAAUAUAUAAAAUGUGCAGUUUAAACACAAACGUGAACAGGGUAGAGUAAUGACUGCUAUAGUACUUGUAGCUUGGUAAUUAUGUACUGUACUUCUCCUGUUCUGUUGUUCAAGCAGGCUAAUGGGUUAAUACUACUGAGAUUAAACUUGCGUUGAUGUUAUUGUUGGAGUGUCUCGCAGUUUUAUAGUCAGUCCUGAGUGUUUUUGUAGUCUGGCUAAUUUUUUUUUUUUUUGCAUGUGCUUAAAACAUUUGUUAAUAUCGUAUUUCUGUCCGAAACGUGAGUUAAUUGUUGUCGUCUGCUUGUUAGCGGUAAGUUAAGUAAUUGUUUCAAGCUAACGUUAGCGAAUGUAAUGAUGGACAUUCAAUGGGCUCUGAAGUGCCAGCAGUUUCUUCUCUCAAAAUGAUUUCGCUUUUAGUGUUGUUUAGAAACUGUAUAAAAAGCCAAUACAUGGCUUUGUGUUUGGCCGUGUUUGAGGAAUGACAAGUGUUCCUCUUGUCAUGAUCUGAUAAUUUGACUGAUGUAUCCCUCAUUCACCCAAAUAGGUGAGUAAUAGUAAUAUAAUAUGAAUAUAGUGUAUUGUCAAAACACUUGGCCGAUGUAUUUUGUAAUUUUAUUUAGGCAUAGUGGCUGGGUAAGUUUGACUCUGUGUUAAAUAGUGAAGGCCUUUUUAACACAUGUUAAAAAGGCAUUCAGGCGUUGUUGCUCAACUGCGGGGGUCCUGUGCGGUCUAAUAGUAAGAACAAGGGGAACGAGUGGCAAGUACAUUGAUAGGUCUACCUGUUGUGGCUGAGUAGCCCCAUACUAAAGCCACAAUUGAUAUUGAGUUGGAGAACUGUCUUUCAUCACUCAUAGUUCACUAUUACAGUUGGGUUCAAAUAACCCUGUAUGUUGGGUUGUGAUGUAAACGCAGCACAUUUGGUCAGAUGAUUGACUUGGUAUUUCAUAAGUGAAGAAAUAUUUAGACUUUGUAUUUCACAAGUGAAGAAAUAUUUAUACGGUUAGUAACUGAAUGUGGCUGCAUAUACAUGGGGUUGGAAUGACAACAACCAGGACAGUUGCUCUGGAGCUGAUUUAGAGACCCUUGUUAAGGAACAUAUAAACAACAAUGAGCCUCAAAGAAAGGAGAGGAGGAAGGGGCAGAAAUCCUGAACAAGAUGCACUAUAUUAUAUUUCCAAUUCACUGGACAAAGUUGGUUUUCUAAAGAAGUUCAUUAACCCCUUCAAAGGUCAUGGAGUAUUCAGCAAUAGCUACUUUGGAAAAGGAGACUUCCUGCUGGAAUACAGAGGGGACUUUAUUACAUUUGAUGAGAGCAAAAGAAGAAGAAUACAAUACAGUGAUGCCCUUAAUGUUUUCAUGUUUGACCUAAGUUUCAAUGGGAAACUGUGGUGUAUUGAUGCAGCAAACACUGAAUCACUUGCCAGAUUUGUCAACGAUGACCAUAUCAAUCCGAACAGCAAAAUGAAAAGGCUAACAGUUGGAGGGAAGCCCCAUCUCUGUUUAUUUGCAACGUCCGACAUAAAACCUGGAGAGGAAAUUUCCUAUGAUUAUGGUGACUCGGACUGGCCGUGGCGAAAUAAGCAAAUCCAUGUCCAAGAAAUGUCCGUUACUACAGAGACCGAGAACACUGAAGAGCAAAUCCAUGUCCAAGAAAUGUCCGUUACUACAGAGACCGAGAACACUGAAGAGGUGCUUUUUUUAUUUCAUUUCAAUCAUUAAAUAUACUGGAACUAGAGCUGUUUAUAUAAUGUAAGACUUUGGAUAUUGUCAAUGUUCAUGUAAUCAACCAGGCAUGAGGGGUGUGGUAUAUGCCCAAUAUACCAAAACUAAGAGCUGUUUUUAGGCACAAUGCUUCAUGGAAUAUGUUGGCAAUACACCAUAAACCUCUGCUGGGCCUUGUUGCUCUACUGAAAUAGUUCCCAAUGCAAUUAGAGAAUUAAAGUGAUAUCAUAGCCAUGGUAUACGGUCCCAUAUAUAUUGGCUAUCAGCCAAUAGGUAUUCAUGAUUCCACCUACCUGGUUUGUGAGACUGUAUACCAUGGGUAUGACGUCACAUUGCUUUUUACUGCCCUCAUUGUGUUUGGUAACCAAUUUAAUAGAGCAUUAAUGCAUCUCUGGGGUUUGUGAAAUAUUGCCUGUGUCCUGGCACUCUGUGUUUGAUCGUGCCUAAGAACCGCUUUUAGCCGAGGUAUAUUGGUCAUAUAACACCCCCCUCCCCCCGAUUUAUUGCCUCCACGUAUCACGGCAGUCGGACAAUCAGCAUCCAAUAUACAAACCACCUGGCUUAGACAAUUGAAAUCUUUGAGUAAGAUCUUAAAUUGGAAAGGCAAUUCAGUAACUUACCCUUGCCAGAUGUGCUGACAUCAAAAUAUUUGAGUGCUUCCUAUUAUUAAUAUUCUUCAUGGUUUUAAUGGUGACGUGGAUUUGUUUCUCUGUGCUUCUAUAUGUGGAU